Molecule: messenger RNA, 978 nt
Organism: Aspergillus terreus NIH2624
Lineage: Eukaryota; Fungi; Ascomycota; Eurotiomycetes; Eurotiales; Aspergillaceae
Product: SGF11 family protein
Exons: 2
Coding region: 1-978 (325 amino acids)
Source: RefSeq, a predicted model, not a curated record
AUGGGCGAAGCGAACGGAUCAGAAGAACGGGGAAGCUCGCUUCCCUCGGGGACCAUUGCAAAGCUGACCUGCGACAUCCUCAACGAUACGUUCUACAACAUCAUCCACGAUAUUGUCGCCAAAGUCCACCGGGACGAGAAGGUCGCGCGCAUGCGCUCAGCCGUGGUGGCCGCACGACAAAAGGCCGAAGAAGAAGCCUCCCGGCGGCGUGAAGAGGCUGGUGGGAAACCGACAGGUCCAAUCAACCCAGACUCAGAAGAACUCAAGGAUCUCCGGGUGGAGACAGAUGGUGCGGUCUUUGAGGAUGGAAAAGUGUAUCUGAAAGGGAAUCCUCUUCACACCACCAAGGAGAUCAUUUGCCCUGAUUGUCGACUACCGCGUCUUUUGUACCCGACAACGGGGGUCGGGGCGCGCCCACCUCCGGAUCCGUAUCGCGAGUACUGUCAGAAACAGCCGAUGAUCAGCAAACCAGGACACGACGUGCACGGGAAUCCAUUCGCUACAGAUAAACUAAAUCCGAAGAAGAAGAAACAAACGAACACGGCGAAUACGCCAGCGUCCAGCCCCCCAACCACACCGGAUGGCUCCUUCAAACAGGCAGCCCCGGAGAAGGUAUCGUUUCCGACGGUCAAAUGCCCCAACUGUCCCCGCUACUUCGUUGUGACGCGAGUUGCCCAACAUCUGGACCGGUGUCUGGGACUCUCCGGCCGCCAAGUGAACCGCAACAAGACCCCAAUGGAGAACGGGGCCAGCACGCCGACAUCCGCGCCUUCGAAACGCCCGUUAGAUGACGAAACACCGUCCGCGCUGCCCAAGAAAAAGAAGUUGGGAGCUCCCAAGAAACUCUCAGGCAAAAAACCACCGCCAGCACCCAGCAGCAAGUUGAAGAACGGCGUGACGCCGGACAUGGCGGCCGCGGCAGAUGCGGCUUCGGGAGAUGGUGACAUUAAAAGCGAGGCCAACGGUGACAAUGCAUAG